AAUUAAUUAGGUACACAAUUUUUAAUUUAAAACAGAGUGGUCUUACUUAUUUACUAAUAUGUGUAUUGUUUAAAUCUUAUUUUAAGAAACCGGUACUUAUCCACGUCCCGGCCGGGAAAUGAAAAAUAUCGGGACUCUGUAGUAAAAACCGGUAGUGUCCCGGCGAAAUCGGGACGAAUGGCAACCCUAGCUUAAACUUAUUCAGUUAUUUAUAGUAAAACCUCCAAACAAUAAAUCAUAAUAUUUACAACAGUCAAGUUGUCGCAGCACGGUACCUUCUUAUGAACAGUGAUGUAUAGUUAACUAUAAGCACUAUGGUAGUAUGGUGUUUAAUUUAUAUUUGAUAUGAUAUCAAAACUUUCUAGAGAUGAAUAUAUUUACUGAUUGCAUAGGUAACGCCCAAUAGGAUUUGAUAUUUUUUAUUAAUCCUUUUCUGUUAUGCUGCUGAUCUGCUACAUAGGUAAUUGUGACUUGUAACUUUUAAGAGGUAACAAUCUUUUUAAUUUUUUGUUUAAAUUGUUGUGUAUGUACUUUGAUUACUGUGAUCUGUAAGCAAUAGUCAAUUAAUAACAUACCUAGGUACUUUUUUUAUUUUCGGCACAUGAUUCGUAAAGCCAUGGCAAGUAUAAUGGCAGCUAAACCCUGGGAAUCUACACAUCGCUUAUCCCCAUACAUCCGUCCACAGCAAUACUUCAUUAAUCUGUAUCCAAAUCUUGAACAAGGCUCAUUUGUUGGUUCUGUUGAUAUAACAAUAAUAUUGGACACUGCUCAAAGUUACAUUAAGCUACAUUCAAAAGGGUUGAAUAUCAAAGAGACAAAACUCAAUUCCAGUUCUGUAACAGCAUUUUCAUAUCCAGAACACGAAUUUUGGGUUGUAGUACCAAAUGAAGAACUAAGUGCCGGGGAAUACAAACUACAACUUUCAUUUGAAGGUAGUUUGUUGAACAAAAUAGUUGGAUUUUACCGAAGCGUUUAUACAGAUUCAAAGAGCCAUGAACAACAUUAUAUUGCUACUUCAAAGUUUGAACCAACUUAUGCACGGUUAGCGUUUCCUUGUUUUGAUGAGCCUCAACUGAAAUCAAAAUUUAAAAUUAGUUUAAUUCGACCAUCCGGUAAUAACUACAUAGCUUUAUCAAAUAUGAACCAAGAGUCUGAAGAGAUCAAUGUUCCUACGAAUGGAUCGACUACAGUCCAUUUUGCUAACACUGUUCCAAUGUCUACAUACCUCGCUUGUUUCAUAGUAUGUGAUUUUCAAUCACUUGAACCUGUAAAAGCAGACCAAGGGUUUCCAUUAACAGUAUAUGCCAGAAGUGGUCAAUCUGAAAAUAUGAAAUAUGCUCAACAAGUAGGUCUUAAGGCAAUUAACUUUUAUGUUAAUUAUUUUGGAAUUCAAUACCCACUACCAAAAUUAGAUUUGAUAGCAAUCCCAGAUUUUGUUUCCGGUGCUAUGGAGCAUUGGGGUCUUGUAACAUUUCGUGAAACUAGUGUUUUAUAUAAAGAAGGCAUAAGUUCUAGUUCUAACCAAGAGCAAGUAGCUUUGACUGUUGCACAUGAAUUGGCUCAUAUGUGGUUUGGAAAUCUUGCAACUAUGAAAUGGUGGAAUGACUUAUGGCUUAAUGAAGGAUUUGCUUCUUACAUGGAAUUUAAAGCUUUGCAAGUUGUCCACCCUGAUUGGGAUGUUGACACAUUAUUUCUAAUACAUAGUCUCCAAUCGGUACAAUAUCUAGAUAAUAAACUUAGUUCUCAUGCUAUAGUGCAAGAUGUUUCUCAUCCAGAUCAAAUAACCGAAAUUUUUGAUGUCAUAUCAUAUGAUAAAGGUUCUUCUGUAAUACGAAUGUUGGAAGGAAUGUUGGGUGAAGAAGUAUUCAGAAUUGGAGUAAGCUCAUAUUUAAAACGUUUUGCUUUUAACAAUGCUGAAACUGAUGAUUUAUGGGCAGAAUUACAAACAGCAACUCAAAAUACAGUAGAUGUUAAAAAGCUUAUGGAUACAUGGACACGCCAAGCAGGGUUCCCAGUAGUAUCGGCUAUACGGAAUGGAACAAAACUUACUUUAAAGCAGCAAAGAUUUUUGUCCAAUCCAAAUACUAAUACUUCCCUUGACUCAUCUCCAUACAAUUACAAAUGGGAAAUACCAAUUACUUAUAUCACUUCAAACAAUAAUACUGUGCAUAAGUUUUGGUUAACCAAAGAAGAGGAUUCAAUUACAAUUGACAUACCUGAUGCUGAAUGGAUAAAACUAAAUCAUAGACAAGUUGGAUAUUACAUCAUAAACUAUUCAGAGAGUGAUUGGUGGUUACUCACCAAUUUGUUAGAAAACAAUGUUGAUGCGUUAAGUGCGGCUGACCGUUCAAAUCUUAUUCAUGACGCCUUUAGUUUGGCAAAAGCUAAUUACUUACCAUAUGGCAUAGCAUUAAACAUGACAAAAUAUUUAUCUUUGGAACAUCAUUAUGUUCCUUGGGAUGUAGCUGCUACGAACUUAAAUACAUUAAGGCACAAUUUAUAUCAACGUGCAGCACAUAAAAACCUUGAAAAAUAUGUACAACAUUUAUUGGGAAGUAUAAAAGAAGAUUUUUGGAAUGAUUCAAGUGAUAGAAACUUUUUACAACGUAAACUUCAAGGAGUUAUUCUAAACUUGGGAUGUUUAUAUGGUUUACCAAGCUAUCACACUAAAGUAUAUGAAUUAUUUAAACGAUUUUUGGAUGAUAAAAUCCAACCAAAUCCAGAUAUUAGAUACACAGUUUAUUAUUAUGGAAUGUCCCAAGGUAAUGAAAGCGAAUGGAAUAGACUGUGGGACUUAUUCUUAAAUGAGCAAGAACCUCAGGAAAAAAUCAAACUUAUGGUAGCAUUAACUGCCUCAAAAGAAACAUCAAUAUUAACUAGACUAUUGCAAUAUGCAAAAAAUGAGAGCUUUGUUCGUUCUCAAGAUUAUUUCAUAAUCAUAUCACAGAUAAGCCGAAAUCCUGUUGGAACUCAAUUGGUAUGGGAUUUUCUAAGGGAUGAAUGGCAGUACUUGGUUGAACGUUUUUCUCUUAACGAUCGUGGAUUUGGAAAACUUAUUCCUUCAGUUUGUUCUCAUUUCAAUACACAUGAACGACUUGAAGAAAUGAAAGUAUUUUUUGAGAAAUAUCCAGAAGCAGGAGCUGGAAAAGCUGGCCGAAAAACUGCACUAGAAGUUGUAUCUAAUAACAUUAAAUGGUUAGAAAGUCAUGAAGCUGCUAUUAGUAAUUGGUUGAUUAAUGUUAUCUAAUUUUUAAAAAUGAUCUAUUAUAUUGUUGAAAAUUAACAAUUUUUAUUAUUGGUUGAAAUAUUAUUUUUUUUUUAUACAGGGUCUUAUUAAUUAUUAUUACAAUGUUAACUUUUAUAUUCUACCCAUGGCUAAUUAACUGAAAAAUGUUGCUAAGCUAUGAUUGUUCCUAAUUGUAUAAUCACUGUGUGGAUUUUAAUAAAUGAAAUAUUCAAUAUAUAAACAAA
This is a messenger RNA of Myzus persicae (green peach aphid), 3471 nucleotides long. RefSeq names its product glutamyl aminopeptidase-like. Gene Ontology annotation, biological process: proteolysis; peptide catabolic process. NCBI's taxonomy places the organism in Eukaryota, Metazoa, Arthropoda, Insecta, Hemiptera, Aphididae. The coding region runs from base 602 to 3247 and encodes 881 amino acids. The record is from RefSeq and is a predicted model, not a curated record. Gene Ontology annotation, cellular component: cytoplasm. The transcript is spliced from 15 exons. Gene Ontology annotation, molecular function: zinc ion binding; metalloaminopeptidase activity; peptide binding.